GCAACACUGUGCAGUUAGCCCAAUUUUUUUCAGGCAAUAUAAUGCAUUAGCAUAUGUGUGUAGAGAUGUGUUUGUAUGCAUUUAAAUGAUCAUAGUCAAUGUUUUUUACUUUACAAUCUACUGAUACUUACAGGACAUGGACAUAAGAACAUUUUACAGCAGAAAGCAGCAGGAAUGUGCAGUUAGGGACAUUCCCUCAGAGUGUGAGGACAGUGAGCUGUCUGACAGUGACAGUGAGGGAGUGGAUCAGGAAGAAUGGAUCCCUGAGUCAGGAGAAAACCAGCCUCAAGACAGCGAGUCUGAGACAGAGGAAGAGCAAGGAGAUGAAGAUGAAGAGGAGGGUGAAGUGUCUCACCUCCCAAGAUGGAGAAAAGUCCACAACGCCAGCAUCAAUGCCUACCCAGAGUGA
This is a messenger RNA of Epinephelus fuscoguttatus (brown-marbled grouper), 409 nucleotides long. RefSeq names its product 39 kDa FK506-binding nuclear protein-like. The coding region runs from base 137 to 409 and encodes 90 amino acids. The record is from RefSeq and is a predicted model, not a curated record. The transcript has 2 exons. Lineage: Eukaryota; Metazoa; Chordata; Actinopteri; Perciformes; Serranidae.